AUGAAGUUUCGUUUCCAUGUUGUACUUGGGAAGAAGGAAGAAGAGAUAUGGUCAUUGGUCAAGAUAGUUCGGGUUCUGGGUAUAACCAAAGACGUUUUGUUCGAGGGAAUGCUACAGAAUUAUCGAUAUCAUGCAGUCCAAGCAAAUAACAGUGUUGAUUUAACGAAGCUGCAAUUGAAGAACAAAGAAGAUUUUUCGAAUGCUUUUGCUCAUAUGAAGGUUUUUAUUGAUGGAUACUAUAGAGCUUUAGCCUUAACUAAUGUUGAGUUGGCUAUGUCUUUGGAUAAGGAGAUCACCGUUCCACAAACUAUGCUUUUAAGUACAGGCAAUAAUACUAAAGUCCUGUAUCAAGCGUGUGAUGUUGAAAGGUAUACAUCGCUACAUUACACAAAUCUCAUGGUACGUAUGAACAGCUAUGCCAAGAACAACGAUAAGGAGAAAGCUGAGAUUUGGAAGAUCAUAAAAAUGGUAUGGUAA
Molecule: messenger RNA, 477 nt
Organism: Lactuca saligna
Lineage: Eukaryota; Viridiplantae; Streptophyta; Magnoliopsida; Asterales; Asteraceae
Source: the annotation of a GenBank genome assembly